Messenger RNA from Podarcis raffonei (Aeolian wall lizard), 1132 nucleotides. Its product is annotated as zinc finger protein 157-like. Gene Ontology annotation, biological process: negative regulation of transcription by RNA polymerase II. Lineage: Eukaryota; Metazoa; Chordata; Lepidosauria; Squamata; Lacertidae. The record is from RefSeq and is a predicted model, not a curated record. Bases 161 to 889 code for a protein of 242 amino acids. Gene Ontology annotation, molecular function: DNA-binding transcription repressor activity, RNA polymerase II-specific. The transcript has 4 exons.
GGUGGGGUCUCCAUGCACACCCCCGGAAGAGAAGGAGGCCUGCAAAGGAGGAGGGGAAAGGGUUGCUCCCUGCAUUGAAGUGCAUUGCGGCAACAGCUGAGAGAGUCCCAGAAGUGGCCCAGUUUACGCCUCCUCCUCCGUCCUUUCCACUGGCAGCGCAAUGGCCUCUGAGAUCCCCUUUGAACCACCUCUUCUCAGAGGUGGAGUGGAAAGAGGAGCCAGGCAGCUUCCUCAGGCCCUCUUGACCUUUGAGGAGGUGGCUGUGUUUUUCACGGAGGAGGAGUGGGCUCUGCUGGAUCCAGGCCAAAGAGCUCUGCACAAGGAAGUCAUGGAGGAGAAUUAUGAGAUGGUGGCCUCUUUAGGUGAUGGAGAAGACAAUCAGAAUUAUGAGGGGCCAUCUGUGAAGUACUUCAUUGUGAGUGAACACCUUAGCACACGUCUACAAACUAACACAGGGGAUAAAACUUUUAAAUGUAUGGAGUGUGGAAAGAGCUUCAAGCAGAGUGGAAACCUUACCAAACAUCUACAAAUUCACACAGGGGAGAACCCAUUUAGGUGUAUGGAGUGUGGGAAGGGCUUCAGUCACAGGGGAAGCCUUAAAUACCAUCAACGAACUCAUACAGGGGAGAAACCUUUUAAAUGUAUGGAGUGUGGGAAGGGUUUCAGUGAAGGUGGAAAACUUACAAGACAUCACCAAACUCACACAGAGGAGAAACCCUUUAGAUGUAUGGAGUGUGGGAAGAGCUUCAGGCAGAGUGGAAACCUAACCCAACAUCAACAAACACACACAGGGGAGAAACCAUAUGAAUGUAUGGAUUGUGGAAAGUGCUUCAGUAGCAGUGUAACUCUUAGAAAACAUCAACAAUCUCACAGGGAAGCAACGGUUUAAAUGUUAGGAGUGUGGAAAGUGUUUCAGUUAUAAUGGAGUUCUUAAUUAACAGCUACGGACUCUCACAGGGAAGAACCCAUUCAGUUUUAUAGAGUGUGCCAGGUUUUCCCCACAGAGUUCACUUUGUCUCUCAUAUCAACAAACUCUUAUGUGGAAAAUCCAUUGUAAAUGCAUGGAGUGUGUUUUAUGUUCUGGUGUUUGUAUGGAAUGUUGUACAUAUACGUAUUAAAGCAAAGAGGGUAA